Messenger RNA from Micromonas pusilla CCMP1545, 720 nucleotides. RefSeq lists its product as uncharacterized. Gene Ontology annotation, cellular component: mitochondrion. NCBI's taxonomy places the organism in Eukaryota, Viridiplantae, Chlorophyta, Mamiellophyceae, Mamiellales, Mamiellaceae. The annotation marks the transcript as partial. Gene Ontology annotation, biological process: alternative respiration. Gene Ontology annotation, molecular function: alternative oxidase activity. The record is from RefSeq and is a predicted model, not a curated record. The transcript has a single exon.
CGCGAUCAGCUCGCGACGUUGACGCUGAGCAACGCCGCGAUAUGGGAACGCGAGCGGUCGAGGACGGAGGUGCCCGCGCCGUGGAUCAUCAAGGCGCCGUACUUCGCGUUGUGUACCUUUUUGGAUCUGGUCUUCCCCGAGGACCGGCCGAUACAGCGGUUCUGGUUCUUAGAGUCCGUCGCGCGGAUGCCGUACUUCUCGUAUAACACCAUGCUGACGUUGUACGAGCUCUUAGGGUGGUGGCGACGAAGCAGCGAACUGCGCAGGGUGCACUUCGCGGAGGAGUGGAACGAGUAUCAUCACCUGUUGAUCAUGGAGUCGCUCGGCGGGGACGCGCUCUGGCGCGACCGGUUUCUCGCGCAGCACGCCGCGUUGGCGUACUACCUCGUCCUCAUCGCUUUAUGGUUGAUAUCGCCCGCGCUCGCGUACAACUUCAGUGAGCUCAUCGAAGCGCACGCGGUGGACACGUACGCGCAGUUCGCGGACGAGAACAAAGAAAAGUUGAGGACGCUCCCGGCGCCGCGCAUCGCGAGGGCGUACUACGAAAACGACGACAUGUAUCUCUUCGACGAGUUUCAAACCGCGCGGCCGCGGUCGUCCCGCCGCCCGCGCGUUCGAACCCUCCACGACACCUUCUGCGCGAUCCGCGACGACGAGAACGAGCACGUCGCGACGAUGAAGGAGUGCCAGAUGGAGGACAGCGCGAUGGCGGACGUGAAC